This is a messenger RNA of Xyrichtys novacula (pearly razorfish), 32261 nucleotides long. NCBI's taxonomy places the organism in Eukaryota, Metazoa, Chordata, Actinopteri, Labriformes, Labridae. The record is from the annotation of a GenBank genome assembly.
UGUCAGCUGGUUUUGAUGUGAAGCAGUGGAAACAAGCACAAGGAAAAAAAGACUUUUUGUGUUUCCAUCAUAGUGGCUGAAGAGUAAGAUCUGUCGGAAAUAAACAAAAAUGAAGACACAGAUUUAACAUUUGCUUUUUCUCGUCUUUCAGAAGAGCUGACCAAGUCUGAGAAGUAAGUGAAAUAUUUUUAUGACUGAUGUCUCUUUUUGAAAUAGCAACUGCUCAAAGUGUUAAAUAACUGAAGAUUGUCCUAAAUUGGUAUUUCCACCAGUAAGUUGGUAUUAACAACAAGUUAUUUUUGAAGGAGGUUUGAUAAGUCUGACAUUUGGUUUUGCAAUGCUCCCCUUCACAAUUUACUGUUGUUUUUGCCUUUUUUUUUUUGCUUUUGGGAGAUAGGUAUCAUCCCCACCCCCUUCUUGUUGCAGGAUUGAGAUAAAAGACCUUCCGGACAGAUUUCACAACAACAAAAAUAGAACAUAAACUGAAGAGAAGUCAAUUAGAUAACAAUGUUUGAUUUCAUCUCAAAGCUUGCCAUCGAUUUCAAUAUGUUCUGUAUUUCCUCUGUAAAUUGACUUAAUACAUGACAAAAGGUAAAUACAUGUGUGCUGUUGAUUAAAAUAUCAGGUCAUGUAGCAGGAGAAUUCAGAGGAAACACGCACAAUGUCUGACAGCAAUGAUGGUAAGCAACAACUCCAGUAUUUACACAUGUACUCUCUGUGUAUAUGCUCUAUGUGCGAUAACAUUUAUCCAUCUUUACCCUUUUAGUUUGGGAUUCAACAAAUCGUGCAAGGAGGGAGGUGCUUGAGGACAACACAGAUACAGGUGGAUUCUCGGAGCAUGAACUCCUCGACAUCAUGUAUAACACAUGUAACACUUCCAACACAGGUACACAAGGUUACGCUGAUUUUAACAAAAUGCAUCACUUUUUUUUUUUUUUUUAAGUGACUUCUAUAUGAUCAUUCUUGCAUCAUUUUUGUCCUUAGGAGAGGUGUUGGCCUCCACCAUCGUUCAGUACCUACAAACCAUGACGCAUCAGAGUCCAGAGCAGGACAGACUGACUGCCCUGCGACAUCUGCUCGACCCUGACCGUCAGGACCCGCAUGUGAACAGAGAGAAUUUUCACGUCACCAUGAGGGAGUGGAUUGCACAGUGCAGCCAGGACAGGUGAGACAGAGCUUCAUCACUCUGGAUUUUAAGUGACAAUCACACUUCAUCUUGUUUAUUUAGAAAAUUAUAUCUCAAACAUUAAAUGACUUUCAAGUAAAUAAAGUAAAUAUCAAACUAUAAGUAGUUAACAAAAUUGAGUCGUGAAUUUAAACAUGUAAUGGUAUAAUGUAUAUUGAGAACUUUGCCUUUUAAUCAUGAUUUUAUUGAACCAUCUAUGUUUUAUAAUGUGUUCCUGUGUGUCUUUGUUUUAUGGUUUGUGUUGAUUGUCUGUAUUUAUUGUUUCCUAAUUUUUACUGUACAGCACUUUGGUCAGCGUUUUGUUGUUUUUAAAUGUGCUUUACAAAUAAACUUGGAUUGAGUUGGAUUUGAUCAUAAUUUUACUUUUGUAAAAGAUCCAAGAUUUAUUUUUAAUUGCUGCUCUUUAAGCAGUAGCAAAUGUUCAUGAUGAUAAUUCCCAGGUAUUAAAGGAAGAGGUACAAUCUUGAAUAAACCUGCACAUUUAUGGUGAAUUAUAUCCUCAAAAAGCAUCACUUUUGAUGGCGAUUUAAUUUUAAGAAGUUCAUGUGUGUACAGUUAUUUUAUUUAUUUAUUUAUUUAUUUUUGUGGAUUUUGGGAACUCAUGUCCCCUCUUGUGUUUCAGGCCCGAUGUGGAUGACAGUCAAGUAUCUUGGCCAGACUCUUCCAAAGUUCUCGUAAAUGGUACAGGUUUAUGGUUUUGUUCAGACAUCCGAGAAAAGGCUCGAUCACUGCAUCUCAUAAAAUCUGCUUAUCUUUCAGGAAUGGAUUUUUCCACCUCUGAAACAAAAGCUGCCUCUUCAGAAACCCUUCAAUGCUCCUGGUCAGCUGCUCCUUCUUUAAAUCACUGCAUAGGUUUACCUCAUACAUCAGCAUUUGUUAAUGCUUACCCACUAAAUGUUUGUUUUGGCUUCAGUGAUGGAAAAGAUUUAUCUGGCACAGUGGCUGAGCUGAAGCAGGCUCAUCGUAAGCUGAGUGAGCAGAACAGCAGCCUCUUGAAGACGGUGGCUCAGUGUGAAGACAUCAACCUGCAGCUCACUUUUGAGAUCACUGAGCUGAGAGCCAAGCUGGUCAGGUGAAGGAUCAAUUACAGUCCUAUCCAUUUAACUUCAACCAGAGCAUGCAGUAUUACAAUAUCAUUUAAAGAGGCAGUUCAGUGCAAAGUAUAGGAUGAUGGAAAAUGUAUGACAGCAUGUAACAUAAUCACACAGCUGACAGGCCUGCUCUUUGUCAGCAGAGGUUCUGAGUUUAUUCUCUUAUUUUGGUAUGAAAGAGGUAUGAAGCACAAUAAACUCUGUGUUUCAUGUUACUUUCUUAUGAUUUAAUUUCUUUUUGCUUUGUGUAGUUCUCAGAGAUCAGCAGCAAGAGCCAGAUCCCUGACCGAAGAACUCGAAGAGAGCCGUCAGGCGUUUAAAGAAGCUCAGGAGAGAGCAAGCCACACCCAGAACAGCUGCACCAAACUGGUACAUUCAACACUUGGUGUGAAAUGAAUCAAUUUUUUAUCCCAACUGUUUACCUGUUGACCUUUUGUCUUUAGAGUAAUGAAGUUGAGUGCCUGAAGGUUCACAUUCGAAGGCUUGAAGACAAGGUAUUGUACUUUUUUUGUUUGUUUUUGAAAACUAAGUUGUUCUUUUUGUGUUAAAAAAUUAUUAAUAAUAAUGAAAUUUUCCCAAACAGAAUGAGAAACUGAUCUUUGAGAGGACAUGCUCUGAAGAAAGUAUCAACAAACUGAGAAAAGUCAAUGCCGAGUUGAGGGUACGAUAAAUGAGUGAAAACUCUGACAAUUUUAUUCUGAUUUGAGCUUAAAUCAAGAACUAAAUAAUGUCACGAUGUUACAGGCUGAAUUUGAAGAGAUCCUGAUCACGCUGACAGUGAAAGACAGAGAAAUCACAAAGGUUGGUCCUACUAAUUAAUUAAUUAUAAACUCUUAUUAAUCACACAAACGGUUAACUUUGCUUUCAUAUGUUUUGGUGUAGAAAGAGAUCCUGAUGGAUAAGAUGAAAAAAUCUCAUACAGAAAGUCACAACAUGAUCGAGGUAUGAUUCACUCCGGGAAGAGACAAUGAGAACUGAUUUUUUUGUAGAUUUUGAAUUGUGAUUUUAAUUUGACAGUUUCAUGCUGCAGAGUAGUGUUAAGUAAAUACAUUACAAUCAUAAAAACAGGUUUAAAUGAACUGUGAUAACACUGGUUAGUAUGUCAAGUAUAAGAAAAACCAACAAACUUUAAAAAAUUAUUUAAAGGCUUUUUAUGUAAAUGUUUUUUAUUCAACUCUUAAACUCUUUUCUGGUUGCAGGGUCUGCAGUUAGAGCUGAAUAGGUUACAGGAACAUUCACACCAAGUUCUCCUGAGGUGAGUUGGAUUUUAGGUCCCUAAGAUGCUGAAAACGGCUUCACUUUUACCCAUGAGAGGUCUCAAAGAUCAGACACUUUUCUGACUGAGACAUGUCUGAAUAUUUAUUAAUCUAAACUGUCUUACUGGGGUUGUAUGAUUUCCCUUUUUUUUUUAAAGAAAUCCUUUUAUGGAUUUUCUUGUCCACAUGAUGAUCCACUGCAUUUGCAAACCCAACAGGAGAGGGAAGGAAAUGAAGAUGAGAAAGUGCAUGUCUGAUGAAAUUUGUCUUGGUUUGCAGAGGGCAAACGAGGAUUACGGAGCAACUGAGAUUUCAUAAAAGCUUUAAAACCUGAGGUUGAAUAUGACACCUCUGACUUAACUACUGCUUGUUCUGCCAUGCAAAAUUUGUGUUUAUUUUUUUCUGUAUGGUUCUUAGACUAAUAAGAAUCUUAAAAAGUCAUGAUUUUGAUUUUAUAAAGUGUGCUGCAACCCUAUAACAGAGAAAGAAAGGUAAUUGCGAGCUUCUAAGUAUCUUUACAUUUUGCUUUCACCUAAAAAUGAAUACUUGAGCUCUAUUUUUGGUCUGUUCCUGGCAGGUAUGACAGAUUCUGCAUUGGUCCUCAUCACCUCUAUGGUCAAGAUCCUCCAAACCAUCGUUGUCUGCAGAGUGAAAUACAGGAUAUGCAGCAGGUAGAAAAUGCUCACCAUCUAAAGAGGUUAUCUUAAUUUUCUGUUGAAAGCUGACCAUGUUUCUCUGUGUCUGCAGCAGCAUCACCAAGCUCUGGAUGACAUAAGCCUCCCAUCCCUGCACAGUGAGGAUAUUCAGAGCAUCAUCCACAGGAUCAAAGCUGCAGAAAUAGCCCAUCUUCUGCACAAUAAGUAUCCUGAGAGGGUGAGGAGAUAGUAGAGGAUGAAAGUGGUGGCAUACAGUAACAUGCAUAUGUGUAAAUCUGUCUUGUAUCUUCUCGCACACUCAGGACUCGACUCCUGUAGAGACACAGGAGAGGCCUCUUCCUCACCGCCAGCAGCAACAGGCACGCAUCAAACAGCAGCUUGUCAAUGUGUAUGUGAGUUUUUUACCUCCCUUUCUCCUCUUAAGGUCAUGGACAGGAUUUGUUUGAUGUUAGACUCCGUUCUGAGAAGCUUCCUCCAGUAAAAGGGGUGUCUGGUGGUGACAGUGAAUUUACGGGCAUUGCUAUUACGCAACCCAUAGGAGUAACAAUCUUCUGUGUCGGACCCUAUCAGGGCUAAGUGCAGUUUUAGUGCCCCUCAGUUACUGCAGACAUAAUAGCGUGUAAAGGAGAUGUUUAUAAGUCUGUGGUGGUGGUGGUGGUUUCAGGCUGCAGGAGCUGGAGCUGCACAAGGGUGCGUGGGAGGAGAAAGGGGAGAAGGUGGAGGAGCGGCAGAGGAGCAGGGAGCCAAAGGAGCAAAAGCAAAGCCAGAGUCAGGAGGCCAAGAAAGUUGCUGUGGUGAACUGGUGGAAAACCCACAGCUUAGAGGGGGCAAAGGCCCGGUUAAGAGAACAGCAGCCCCUCCAGGAGCUUUCUGACACACAAGCCAAGCUCCAGAAGGCUGAGCAGACCAUCACUGAUAUGAAGGAGCAGAUCCUCUGCCUGCAAACUUCCCUCAGAUCUGCUCAGGAGUGUGUUGCAGAGAAAAACGCGAUCAGGGCUGUUUCUGUCGAUAAGGCGACCAACACAGAAAAAGAGGAGCCUAAAGGAGCUGUGGUGAAGGUCGUGAAGGAUCAGAGGGAUGUAGCAGUGGCCAGGGAGAUUUCAGGUGGAGCAGCCUCAAAGCAGGAGCAGACCCAGCCUCAGGUGAGUGCAGACAGCCUCCUGGCGACCCUCAGGAGGAUGGAGGCGAUGGUGAACAGCGCCCUGGAGACAGCCGAGCUGGUGAGAGCGAGCGAGCAGAGGGUGAGCCAGGUGAGGGUGAGGAUGGAGAGCAUCACUGAGAGGGUGGAGGAGGCUCUGAACAGAGCUGCCAACACUGACCAGCAGAUGAAUGUUUUGGAGGCCCGGAUCACAGAAGAACCUCCGACAGAGGUUUGUGGCUAAUUUAUUUACAGGGUACAUUCUGGCCACAAUGCAAUUCAGUGUGCGUCACACAAGAUGUUAAAAAAGGAAAUGAAAAGGUCAGAAAAACACAUAAGAGAAAAACAUGAAAAAACUGAGACAGCAUUGAAAAGUCAAUCAGAGCUGUGGCAACAAAGAAAAAGGAAGAACAGAAAGUUUUUUAGCUUAAAAUAUUGAAAAAUUAUUGUCAUCUUUAAUUCAUGUCAUUUUGAUUUGCCUGAAAAAAACACAAUUUUUGAUCUGAAAUAAACGCAAAGAUAAUUUAUCUGUAGAGAAAGUAAACUAGUUGGUUUUUGCAGAUUUUAGAUUUUUCGUUUUGUUUUCCUGCAUCGGUGAACAUGUUAUAACUCUCCAGAGGAAACUGAUGACCCCUUGUGGUGAUCAUGAAAAGGAGGUGUCCAUAAAGACUGGGAGUUGUGUGUCCAGUUGUGUGUGUGGUCAUUGUGUAAUCAUAUUAUGUUGUGAAUCAAAAAGUCUUCCUAUCAAGAGAUAUGAAAGUUUGUAUCUGUUGUGUGUUUUUUAUGUUCAAAUCCGGUGAGUGUAAGGAGUUAACAUACAUAAAUGGUGGGGGUUUUAUCUCUUGAAUACUCUUUUUUUUGUAAGUACAACAUUUUAACACGUCGACUUCUUUCUUUGUUUCUUGUGAUUUUCAUACAGGCUUCUCCAGGCCCCGCUCUGCAGGCUGAUCCUGGAGCGGUCACAGAAACCAUUACAUAUGAGUCUCAUGUGGAGCCUGAAGAUGGAGACACAUCAAGGAGUCCUCCUCCUCCUCCUCCUCCUCCAUCUCCUCCUCUCCCAGGAGUCAGAGAGCCUCUGCAGCUUCCCAUGAAUGGUAUGAUGGCUGUGGCCUUGGCGCUAUGAUGGUUAUAGGGUGCACGCAUGGGUACACGUGAGACACAGAUAAAUUAGACUUCCUUCCUUUUUUGAUGCUAAUCCCCAAGGAUGUCUGAAAAUAGGCGCAGUAGAUAUUUACAUUGCAAACAACAGCUGGUACACUGAGGAGGAAAAGAGAUUUAUCUCUAGGGGAGUACAUGCUGUUGAUCUAGAGAGGCUGUGGGGGAGAUCAGGGUAGGUCAAAGAAGUUUUAUGCCAAGGCAGAGGGAGUUCAGUAUUUUUAGUUCCAUGAAAAACUGACAAAAAUUGAAACUGGGCCAUAUAUCUAGACAUAUAUCUAUAUAUUUAGUUCCUCGGUGCUUUAAAGUUCCUGAGGAGUGUGUACUAGCUCGUGCACCAAUGCCUCUGCAGUUAGAAAAGGAGCUAACAGUUGGCUAGCUUAGUUUAGCUUAGCCUAAAGGCAGGAAGCAGAGGUAAAGAGCUCAAAACUUCAGUAAUACAAUGUAUCUAGUUUGUAAAAUGCAUAUAAAAGAACGUAAAAAAAAUCAAACAAGAUAUAUGUAUGUAAUAAGUCCAAGGGCGGGGGGGACCAACUGAUAGACUAUGCUAGCUGUUGCCUCCUGUUUCCUGUCUUCAUGCUACGCUAAAGGUAGAGAGGUAAAGAAACAGGCUAUCAUGUACCCAACAAACAAGACUCCAGGAUCCAUCUUCUCAUUCAUGGGAAUAUAUUUCUUAAAAAAUCUGAUCAGAUGCUCCUUAACCUGAAAAAAUACCUGACUGGUUUAUUGAACUCCAAAAGACUAGGGCAGCUAUUCUGUCGACAUCUUCAAAAAUGAUCACAGCAGAUCUAUUUCAGGAUUCUGCAUUCACUAGGAAUCGUCUCAUAAUGGUUUUGAAGAAAUAGUUUUAUUUUAUGUUUACUUCUGAGGAAGAAGGAAGUCUGGGGUGUUUUCAGGUUUCCCAGAAUCGGCAGACAGUGCAGUCUCCAUGUCCACUUAUUUUGUUUUCUUUAGACACCCACUCAGGAGUUUAUCUUCUCCAGAGCCACGUGAGCAUGAUGACGCUUUUGCUUAUCAAAUGAAGCUGCAUUUAAAUCAGAUACAUUAAAUUCAUGGUGGAUGUUGCUGUUGUAAAAAUGGAAGUGCGCUGGUUUGAUGUCACGGUAGUUCAAGAUGUAAAUGAUGUGAAUUAUGAUCCUGUCGCUGUUUAUGCGAGGAUGGUUUCAGUGCACUAGAUGUUAGUACUUCCAGUAUAAACAAAUACAAAUAUCAGCUCUCGGCUGAUUUUGGUUAUUUAUCUUGAACUUCUCAAAGUACUAAAUAAAAGAGAGAUGUGCAGAGUGCCAGAUUGUACCCAAAGGCCUCAUCUGUAUGUGUGAGCAGUCAGAAAAACACAGGCAAAUGUCAGGCAAAUCAACAAUACAGGGCUUAUCUACAACAACAACAGACAAGAUAUGAUAUUUGAGACAUCAUAAAAAAAGAUAAUAAGUUUAUUGAACAAACAGGCCUACAUAUCUAAGUUUAGGAGGUUAUGUUUGUGGAUAAAGGGAUUAAUAUUUGCCUGUUAAAUUUUACGAAUGAAAUGAUAUUCACAAAUACAGUGUAUAAAUAAAUGCAGAACUGGCCCAUACACAUGUAAAUUUAGAGAUUGUAGAGGACAAGACUGUUGGUCUUGGCUGAAUCUCCCUGUGUCUAAUUAUGUAGCUGGAAAGUUUUGUUAAAAACAAUAAAUGUCAACCUCAUGCUGGUGGCAAAGAGAAAGUCAGGGGAUUGAUAAAGUUAUAAAGAACCUUUAUUUGCUUUACAUCCAAACAUCUUCAUAAUUUUAUCAUUUACUUUAUUUUAAUUUAAGGGGCAAACCAACCAGCAGACUAAAAGCAGUGACUCAAAAUCACAAUCUGAACCUUAAUAAAUAAUAAUACAUUUUAUUUUCAACGCGCUUUUACAGGUGCUCAAAGCACUUUACAAAGAAGAAAAAUACAAUUUAAAAUCCAGAAAAUUUUGAGAAAGAAAACCAACAAUGUAAAAGGUUAAAAAAGAUAAUAUGAAAAGACAAUAAAAGAACAGUUCACAGGUGAAAGGCCAGUUUAAAAAAGUGUGUUUUUAGGAGUGAUUAGAAAGUAUGGGGGUCUUUACAAUCUCAGAUGGUUUUAGGGAGUGAAUUUCAGUCUCUUCAGAGCAGCACUGUCACUGGUGCUUUUGAAUAUCUGAUGAUAUCAAUGGCACAUGCAGUACUCAGCCUCCAUUAAAACUUCUUUAUCUUUCCAUUAUGUAGCAACACUAAUAAAAACAUAAAUAUGAGAUAAUAAAUCAAGAUUGGACUCUCUACUGGAGCCUGUUUUUAGGUGUAAUGUUGAUUAAAAUGAGGCAAAGUCAGACUGUGUGACGAACAAAGAUCUACUGAGUAUAAAUAAUUUAGAAAAGGGUCUCUAAUGCUCUGUGCGUGGCAGCAGUAAAGUGUGCUCUCUUUGAUGAGAGGGAGAUGAAAAUAGCAAAAUCACUUUAGCUGGAAUGUGACUGAGUUCGUAAAGACGGCUGCUUCCAGGACAGAGAGAGAAAUAAAGUAGUCCAAGAGUUAAGUGAGGCAAAAAGGUGCUAUUUUUCAGACAAAUGGGUUGUGAUUUUCCGUCUUCAGUUGCAGGUAGUUUCCACUUUUUUAUGCAUGAUUUGAGCUCGAAAUUCUGCAAUCGCAAACCUUGAGAAAUGUCAAAAUUAAUUGGCAACACAAGAGUAGUUGAGUGUUUUUUAAGUGUAUCCUUUUUUAAUCUAUAGGUCUUUAAUUAUCUCCAGUACUUGAGCUACUAUGUCGCUGUUUGUGUUCGACCAUUCACCUGUUAUCCUAACAUAACAAACCUCUUAUCUGAGAGCACUUAAAGCUGUCGUCACAAUAGCCCACACUCAGUCCAAGAGCUGUCAACCAGCAGAUCAAACAUCGUGUGCGCUCCAAAUGGUUGCCAGGUGAUUGUUGCCCCUGGUUAUGGAGGUGGAGAGUAGAAGGGGCGAGAAACUUCCUGAAACAAGAGUUGAUGUAGUUUUCUACCAAUCAGAUGAACACCAUGCUGUCGGCAACAACAUCAGAGAACAGAGAACUCAACUUAUCACUUCCUUAUUUGUUGUCUCUUUAGUGUGUCUCCCCCACACACUCUCAAACACACUCAUAAUAUGACUUCUGUUUUUCUUUUUUUAACCAUCUCUUGACAUUUGCAUGCUUUCCUGUUAAAUGCAAAUGACCCGUGUUCACUGUGUGUGCUUUGGCUCCAACAGGUGGCACAAGACGAGGCAGCUGCAACAAGGUAAGGCUCUUCCCCGCUCUGAUGAAGUAGGUUAGAAUAGUUCCUUAAAGGCAGAGGUGCGUGUCUAAUAUGGCGUAUUUGUGUGGGGUUUGAACCUGAAUGUUGAUCCUCAUAAGAUGAUACUCAAGCAAAGGCUUUUCAACCUAAUGAGAGAUAAAAUCAUUCAAAUAAUUACAAGUAAAUCUCUAGUGCUGCUUAAGUUUUACAACCUCUCACCAUUUAGAGGAAAUUUGAAUUGUGCUGCAAUAUUUCAGCAAGCGAGUGCAAACCCCGACUCAAGGCGCAAUUCAUUCUUGGUUUUGGUUUAGGGAGAAAGUUGCCAGUUUGAUGCGAUCCUCGAUCUCACCACUAGAUGUCACUAAAUCCUACUCACUCUGAGUGCAUUAGUGGGAAACUUAAAAUAAUUGUGCUACUUCUAAUAGAGUAGUAAGAGAAUAAUCAGCAGACUGAUGAGAUGUUAGCUUUGUAUGCAGGAUUGUACUUAAUGAAAGCUGUAUAACUUGUAUAUUUACUUGAUUAAAUAAUGUGUUGCAUUUCCUCCUAAAAGGAAACAAUGGAUUAUCUAAAAGAAGAUUUAUGUUCAGAUUGAUUUAAGUGAGAACAUCUGACGUUUUUUUCCAUAAGUUUUCCAAGCGAUAAACAGAUUCAUUCACAGUGUUUCACUUCACAUUAUCAGCUUAGGUUAUUUCAGCUGUAAUGCUGUAAUUUGCCGUGGAAGUCAGCUGUGCUCCCACAAGCAAUGUGACUUCUGUGCUUUUUUCGUCCGAAAUAAUAGAAGAUGACUACAGCUCUUGGAACUGUGAUAUCUUGCAGUAAAAGAAAACUCUGCAUGUUUCAACUGUUCAGUUUUCUGAGCACAGAUGGACCUUAAGAGCUCAGAUGAGGGUGCAGGGAUUCCUCUUAGACUGAAGGGUAAACAAAGAUUGGAAUAGACACAAUCUCCCUAUCAAUCUCUGAGAAACAUCCCUUUGCGUACAACAUCUCACGAAAUAAUCUCCUGUUGCCCUCGAACUACGAUUAGUAGAAGAAAACAAACCCCUUCAGUAAAAAAUAACAAGCUCCUUCAAGUAGUUUCAUUUUUUUUCUUCUGUGGGAUGAUCACUGGAGCAGCAGCAGCAGAAAAGGCACACGUAAACGCACACACACUCCACAGCAGCCCUAAGAGGCAUUCAGAGCCCUUCUCCUUAAAUGGUCAAAGCUCCCAGGGAGUGAAAGAGCGGCUGCUGCUGAAAAAAGAAAGGGAACAGAGGGGACGGGAGACGGAAGGAGAAGCCCCGAGGAUAGAGGAGUUUUCUGAGGAAUAACCCGAGAGUGACAGUCCGGCGGUGAGGGAAGUUGGUCCUUGUUGGAGAGAUCAGCGGGAGUGUGUUUCUCUGCUGCGCUGAUGGUAGACUCAGGUAAUGUGUGUGACUUCUGUGGACAGAUUCUGAUGAUCAGGCGUGUGAAGCUGUGGGGUCUUAGUGGGUGAUGGUUUUCAGUGAACUCCUGCAGCGUCAGGUGUUGCUGCUCUGUUCACAUCUCUGCACUCGGGUCAGGCUUGUGUUUGUGUUUUGGACUUUUUGGCAGGUUGUUUCGCAUCAGGUUGAAACACCCUGCCAAAAGUUUGGAGUUUACAUAAUCUACAGUUGGUCUGAUGAAAUCUCAGUUUAAUCUUCCCUUCUUCUUCUUCUCAUUUCAUUGUGAUCAUUUUAAAGUCAGUGCACUCAUCCACACUCUCAUCUGAUCUAUUUUCUUUUCCCCCUCACACUUCCUCUGCCAUGUUAUCUCUGAAUGUGGUACUUCCUCUGCAGCCGUGUACUCUGAACUUCACACAACCAAGUUUUAAACAAAUCUGGCAGGAGGGAGCGGGCUUAUGUAACAGAAGAAGGGAGGAGGGUCCCCAUGUUGUCCCCCGAGGAAAGAGACUGCUCAGCUUUGCUGCAAUGACGGUUUAAUUCAGACUCUGAUGGUUAAAAUAAGCUUCUUAAGGAGGAUGUGUGUGAACUGCAACAUGUUUGUGUCCUCUGGGAGUUGUGGUGUAAAGACUUACUGUAUUGAGGCUUGUAUGUUCUGUCCUGUUGCUCCUCCAAAGGAAAUAAUCUGAGUGAUUCAAUUACUCUGCAAUAUUUAUCCCUGCUCUAUUUAGCUCUGCAGGGAAACAGUAGGGCCUCCCGUGGGGGUGGUUAGCCGCUUUGUUUUGGUCAGGUAAAUUUUAGAUACAGCAGUUUCUCAUGGUGUGUUUUUUCAUUGUUUAAAAGAAGAUUUUCUUCACCUGAGUGAAUCCUUAACCUGUUGAGCUGCACUUGCAGUUUGUUUGGGUUUCUUAUUGAAAAGUUUUAUCAUAUUCAGGUUCAAACAAACCUUGCAGAAUCGCCAGUUGACAGAUACACAGAAACUGAAGUUUGUUUAAAUUCCCAAAGUUUUCUGAAUUCUGUGUCUUUAUCUAAUUAUUCAUAUCAUAUCUUUUGAAAAACUGUGGAAAAGUGGGUAACACUUUAUUUGCACCUAUCUCUACAACAUAUUAUGAAGCAUUUUAUCAUGACUUACAAAGUCAGGUAUUACAAUGUGUUAUAACUCUUAACACCUCACUGACAACACCCACAUAGAUAAUGCAAUAAUGUUGUUUGCUAUAAUCAUAUAUGAUCAUUUGAGUGUUUAUAACUGUAGUUACACAGUUCUAUAAAGUGAUUAUACACAUGAUAGAGAUAGGCGUCAAAUAAAGUGUUACCGAAAAGUGCAUAACUGAUUUAAAAAGGACAAGGAUUUCAUAAGAAGAAAUUACAAUUCAGAUGCUUUCAUCUGCGUAAAAUGCAGGUGGUUGUUGCUGCGAGAUCAUUAGUAUAAUUAUGUUGGAAAUACUGUGUGACUCACUCCUGUUAAUGUAUGUGGCAGAAUCUCAUCAAGAUAUCAUUCAGUUUAUGAGAAUCAGCUGAAAUAAGAAACAAAAUCAAUGAGGUAAAACUGUGCAAACAUAAGUAUGAAGAACUAUGUACUUGAUGCUUCUGCAGGCUCUGAAAGAGUCAAGAUCUUAAUCCUGUGUGACAGUUUUCUUGUAGUCAGGAAAUAUCCUCUCAGCUCAGCGGGAGUCAGUUAAACAAGCCAUUUCCUCUCCAGUUCCUCACAGUCUUUCUGUCGCUUUGUGCUCCUCAGAGGUUGUCAUUUUCAUGUCGCUGACACUGAACAGCACACCGCACAUUCUGGCUAAAAUCAUCUACACACCACAGAGCAGCUGUCCUGGAGAAAGUGCAUAUAAAACAUCACACCUCUUACUUGUCUGCUGGUUAAUUUUACUACAAGCUUUGACGCUGAAUACAACAGCAGCACCUGUGCUGCUCAUGCAUAUGUAAAUACUUCUAUCUCUGGGGAAACCAAAUGAGUGGGGGGACUACAUUAGCAACCACUUGCAUGACGGUGUGAGCAGUCUUUGCACUCUGUGCUCUGUCAGAGGGUAAAAUCUGCUUUGCAUUUUGAUUUGCAUCCUUUUUUGGGAAGAGGAAGGAGCUUUAAGUUCAAAUGGUGCUUUUAUAUUAUUAAACUAAAUAGGUGAUGUUUAUAGUUUUAAACAUUCAGGUAGCUUCUCCAGAAUUUAAAAGGUAGAGGCAACUCAUCGAUUAACACACAAAAAAUCUUUUGGUAUUUCAGCUUCACAAAUUUCAGUAUUGAACUUCUCAGUCAACUGACCUCUGUGGGUUUUAGUUAAUCAAACAACAGAAUAUCAUUAAACUGUGUGUAAUAAACUGUGGUGACUCAGAAGUUCUGACUGCAGAGUCUUUACAAUGAUCACCUGAUGUUUUAACAUCAUUGAUCAUUUACAUCAGUCUAAUUGUUUACUGAUUAGCUGGCGGGAACCAAGCAAAAUAUCCAUUUGUCAUUUUUGUGUCGUUUCCUCCAUUUCAGCCGGUAUUUCCUGUCUCUGAGUAGCAGAGUUCUUCACCAAUUUGUACCUCUGACAGGUUUCCUCCAUAGACAGUAUAUAGAAUAGACGCUGUCUGCCUCCUGCUGGGUGAAGCCAGUCCAAGAACAGCACCCUCUGGUGACGGGCUGCAGUCAUAAAUCCCACCUCCUCCAGCAAUCCCUACGAAGCUGUGGACAAACUUUAAAAAUGAAUUACACAGAAUAUACAUUUUUCUCCCGCCUGGUUGUGAUGUUGACAUGUAGUUACUGUAAGACUAGUUUGUGCUCAAGUCUUCUUUUUUCUGUGCUGCUCCAUUUUUAAAAGUUAUUAGGGGGUUCACAUUUUCUAUGAUUGACACUUGAUGCAGCCUACGGGUGUACAAAGAUUGCGUAGCUCACCCGGGGGAUACGCUGUUUGAGCUGAGCGUCAUCACAGCGACUCUCGGCAACUCUCCCGCCAAAUGCGUACAACUCUACUACGCAAAGUUGGUUUCAGGAAGUGGAGAAAAAAAUGAGAGCUUUUUGGCUUCAAACCCGUAUAAUGAUGGAAGGCGGAACCAAGUUGUCCAUAAUAUAUACAGUCUAUGGUUUCCUCUGAGUUUACUUGUGUUAUAUGUCCUAUCUGUCAGUCAGUAGUUGUAUAACUGUCUUCCACCAACAACCUUCCACCCCGAUACGCCUUAAAUUGAGUUACAGUGUGGAUGUGCUGUAAGGGAAAAAUCAUCAGUGUGCAGUAAUGAAAUUCUUCUCCAUAAUUGUUCCACACAGCUCCUCCUCUGUUUGUUUUACACUGUCCUUCAGGAGUUCACAGCUUUAGUCAGACUAUGAGGAGGCAUAUGAAAAUGCAUUAUAAUAACCCAGAGCAUCCCAGUCUGAAAAAACUAACAUCAGGGCCCUAUUCUCAUAGGGUACAAAUCCCUGACACCUUGGACUUCAAGCAGUAUACACUAGUGUAGUACAAACUCAGAAACCUAAAAGUUGAUAAUAAACAAACGCUGUGUUUACACCUGUUGAAAGCAUUGCCAGAUAAUGAGGCAUCAAUAAUAAAAGGGUGUGUUAUCACUACCUGUAGUUUAGGGUGAUGAUAUUAAAGUAUAUCCAGGCUGUGAGUUGUUGUUGUUGUUCGUCCAUAAGUGUAUCUGUGUGCCUGAAAGUGACCACAGCGCAGUUAGAGGAUCAACUCUGGAAAAAAAUGCAUAUUCUUAAACUCCAGGCUUAAUAUUUUCAUCAUGAGAAGAACAGAUGAACACUAAUAGACUCCAUUUUUAAGUGCCCAUAAGUGUCCCUUUAUUGAGAGUUUAGCUGAGUAAUGGUUGGAGCGGCUUUACCACAUUCUUCUGAUGUAUUAUUUUCCUUUUAUAGGCUCUGUAAACGAAAGUGUUCUUCCUUUUGUUUUAAAGUUAGAUCCUUAAAAAUGAGGUUGUAUUUACAGAUAGUUCAAAGAUAGGGCUUCUGUUUUUUUGAUGGUAGUGUCUUGUGGUAAAUUUGCUGCUCUUCUGAGCAAUGAGGAAUGAAGCUAUUUUGGUCUUUGUUUAUGAUGUGACCGUUGUGUUAUUCCUGCUGUAUCUGUUUUUAGCUGUGGUCAGCUCGGACUUCCUUUCAAAUAUUAGCGAUUAUUCACGCGUCAUUCAUGUUCUCAGACUAAAAAAAGUCAGAAAGAGUUUCCCCGAACAUUUACGAAUUGAAUGCAUAUGAAUGUAAAAUGUUUCCCCUUCUUGCAUAACAUACAUGGACACUGUCUUUUUCUCGGUCCAGGAGGAGGAAGAAGACUCGCAGCAAGUAACUCCUCUGAAUCUAAGAGAUCAUUUCUCCAAGGAGCCCCGUGACGCCCCCAUCGCUUCUGGAGAAGCGUUUAUUUUCCCACACACCCGCUCACGACCAUCGCUCCCCCCCAGCAUGCCCACACUGCCUGAGGAAGAGGAGGACUCGCCAGAGGAAGUGGACAGUUCCUCCAGCUCUCCCAGUACAGUGAGUGUAACUUCAUGUACCACAUAGAUUUCUUUGUUUGGUAACAGCACUCAAGGCCAUAAGAACUGACAAAAAGAUAUUUGUCUGUUCAUGUUGAGGAGAAUCUAUCCGUGUUGCUCCUGGAAUCGGUUCUUUAAAAAGGUAUCAUCAUUAACAGUUGGGCAAAAUAAACAUUUUAUGAGUACUUUGCACUUUUAAGGAGUCUGUUUUCAUUUGGCAACUUUUAAAAAGCUUUUUUUCCCUUUUUUGCUCCUGUUUUUUAUGGUUUCUCAAAUUAUGUGUACAAAUUCUGGUGUAAUUCCACGGAUUCCCUGAUGUUUUAUGAGUCUAUGCAGUCGACUAUGUUUGCCUUUUCAAGGAAAUCAUCUGAACUUUCUGUAAACUGUAAAAGGAUGUGUGGAACCUCUUGUGGAGCUCAACUUCAUGAUCAUCAGAUAUAUUCUCAGAUGAUCCAAACAGGAGCAAAAUCAUAUUGUUUGAUUUGUUAUGACUUUUUGAGGAGCUCAGGGAUCAGAGUUUGAUUUUCCUUGUACGUGCAUGGAUUUAAUGGUUUGGAUUCUCCGAUACAGGACUUUGAUAUCUGUGAUCAAACUUAAAGAUGUUGUGUUUUUCCCUCUUGGAGGACAAUUAGCUUGUGCAAAUACAGAACUGAAAUGGUUAAAGACACAUUGUGCUGCUUUUCACUUUGUUUAAAAUCUUCUUUUUUUGAUCUCUCAGCUUUUUUUACAGUUACAUUUUAAGUUUGUUUUUACAGUCAGCAUGAUUUUCAUGUGUUCUCUGUCUUUUUCCCUGAGGGUCCCUAAAGUUUGUCACAAGUUGCCUCUGAAAACCGUCUUUGUUCGUACCUUGAAAAAACACAAAGCUAUUCAUUUUAAUCCAAAAGCUAUUUUCAGGAGUUUUCCAUGUGCAUUUUAGACGAGUUGUUACGUAGCUGAUCUUAAGUUACAUCACAGUUGUAAAUGGAGAUUCUUCAUGCUCUAAGUUUAGUGAAACCAAGCAGGAUUUUUAAGGUGGACUUUCAUAUAAUCAAAAUUGUUGCUGCCUAAAGGCUAACCAUCCUUAUACGGAAGAGGACCAGGGCCACUGGAAAAAAAAAGAGUCCAAUAUAAUUAAAAAAAAAUUAUUAUUCUGAGAAAAUAAUUCAGACUUUAAUUACUGACUUUGACUUGACUUUAAUCUCAGAAUUCAGACUUUUUUCUCAGAAUAAAAAUUUAAAAAAAAAUUAUAUUGGACCUUUUUUUUCACAGUGGCUCUAAUCCUCCUCCGUAUCCUCAGGCACUCGAAAUGCAACAAGACCUCUUCUAAACAUAUGAGACGGUACAGCAUGAUGGCAACUUGGAUUUUGCUGGGAAGCUUUUUGUCCAAGUAUAAAUACCUGUGUGAUUUCAGUUUGUACUGUGAUUACACAUAUCUUUAGAAAGAAGGGAAAUGCAACAAACUUACCACCACUUCAUUGGUUAAUAUCUGAAACUCUGGGUCUGCAGUUUAUGUUUUAAGUGACAGUUUUUGUUGUGUGUUUGUUUGUUUUUUUCAGUCCACACCAAGUGAGAAUCGAGCUGUCAUCAUGACUGCCCCCACCAUCGUCUACCCGCAGCAGACCACUGUAGUCCAACCAGACGGUCAUUCACUGGAGCAGAAUAGGUGAUCAUUGAAACAGAAAGUUUUCUUCUUAUUUGGAGAAGUAUUUCUGAAACACAUCUAAAUCACUGCUGUUUCUGCUCUCAGACCACACAGUCCUAGAGCUCGGCUGGCAAGAAAAUCUUCUUCAGGACCCAUCACCACAGUUGGUGGGUAAACCCUGCACACACAUACACACACACACACACUGCAGCUGUAGUCAGGAAGGUAUCCAGAGGUAUUUGGUAUUUUUAAUCAUUAGACAAAAAUGUGUUAUAGUACCCUCCUGUCUUAUAAACCUUCACAGCGUUUCGACUAAAUUUGGUCUCAGGGAAUCCGUCUAUGUGUCCUCUCACAUGCCUGAAAUGUUUGACUUUCAUGUAGCUGAUUUCUCUUUUUAGUUUAGAGAGGAGAUAAAAUCAUCCUUGACUUGGCCAACCUUCAUCACCUGACUUAUUGCCUCUCAUGCAUCUGUGAAUAACUCCCUAUCCUGAGACUUUAUACCAAGAAUCCCACUUAAAUGUCUUCUUCAGAGGACUCUGACACAACAUCAGUCUCUGGGUUCUUGUACAUAAGAUAUACAUGUUUUUACAGUCUGAUAAAGUGGGGGCUGUAGCUGUGUUUUCUAUGCUUUUAUUUUGACAUGUAGAUUCAGAGACAUGUUCAAGCAGUAGCAGGUUGAGUAAUAUGAAAUAAUACAUGUGCAUGUGGAGAGUGUUAAAGUCCCACUCUGAUCGUUUUUUUUCCUUUUACUACUUAAAGUGUGAUGUCUAAGUCUUUAAAUUGUGAUCGUAAGUUUUUAGCCAAAAUCACGUUUCCUGUCAUUUUCAAGGGUUUUGCUUCUGCAGAGCUCCAGUAGCUCAUUAGUCAUUCACCUCAGAGUCAUCAGCAGAGACAGCACUUUUAAAAAAAACAUUUAGUUAUAGUGUUUAAGUUAAGUUAUAUGAGAUCAGUAACAGAGGGGUAAGACUAGACAAGUCUUUGACUUCUUCUUACCCCUUUUUUGGACAUGUGGAUACUCUGGUUUUGUUUUUGUUCUAAUUUUGUUGUGACAAGUGAGAUUGAUGUGCUUCUAAGUGAGGCACUUAUUUUAUUCUAUUCUUAACUGUUGUUUUGUGUGUUUUUUUAUAUACAUUUUUUAACCAUGUCCAGAAAGAAAGAAAGAAAGAAAGAAAGAAAGAGCUGCUCUGCACACUCCUCUUCAUGCUAGCUUGUAGGCUAAGGUUGCCAGUGUAGGAGAAGUAGCAGAUAACAUAGGAGCUAUUCAGCACUUGGACACUAAUGUCUUUGGGGACAUGAUGAAAGUUAAUAUCAUUAUUAGCUUUUUUACGAGCAUUGCAAUCCGCUAACGCACACGUUUGUUCCGCAAUUGUCCUCUGUACUUCUUUGAGUCUGGCCUGCAUAGUGGGGCUCCGGGGGCGGAGCUUAGAGUUGUGACAUAGGAAAUCUCACUAGCUGCAUUAACAUGGGCACAAAUAAUCUGAAUAAUGGAAUAAAAAUGCGCCAUGUAAACAUGUUGAUCGAAAGAUUCUGAUCCAAUUCAGCACUUCUUCAUCUGCGGUUGUUUUAGCAAAAUCAGACAACUCUGCCCAUUUCCAGAUGCUUCUAAUCUGAAUAAAACUUGGUGCAUGUACACGUCAUGAUCAGAUUAUUUGAUUUUGUGCCCGUAUAAACAGUGGAUUCAGAUUAUCUGAUCCCUCAAUUUUUGAAUCAGAUCAAGAAAUUUUGCACAUGUAAACGUGGCUAGUGUGUCUGAGCCUGACGUUUGGGACUGUGAGAGGUUCACAAAGAUUUAAAUGCAGAAAUACACAGAAAUGCAAUUUUGCACCCUCUUUUCUCAUAAUAUAUCCUGUAGCAUCAGAAAAAUGCCAUAUGAACAUGCAGACAACAAGAAAAGCAGGAUUUUCAUCUGAGUGGGUGUUAAAUGUGUGUACACAUGUGUACGUUCUCAUUGUAGACAGCACAGGUAAUGUAAUUGACCUGGUGAAGGAUCCUCUGCCAGAGCUGCAGCUCUCUGAGGAGGAUCGACAGAAGAACCUGGAGCUGCUCGAACAGGCCAAGAAGGUCAGUGACCGCUUCCUGACACGUCGUGGCCGCCGCUCCACUGGCAGCCUCUCAGAGUCCCCCACAGGUAGUGACCACACACAGAGAUACAGACAUAAACACUCGACACAGAAGAUAGAAAUUAUUAGCAAAUGAGAUAAAUGUGUAGACUUGAAUUUAGUUUGUUACUUUAACUGCAAGCAAAUAUGCAUCUAAUGGAAUCAAGUUAUGAUUAAAAAUGCACUUUUCUCUUCAGCUCUUUCUCCAAAUCAAACCCCGUCAUCCUCACCAUGUCAGUCCAGAAGCAGCUCACUGACUGCGGCUCCUCAAAGCGGUAAUUCACUCCUUCCAGGCUUUUUUUUAACUCUAUUGAAAACAAUGAAUCACUUUUUCUGCAAGACUGCUCCGCCAAUUUCUCAUGUUUUCAUUUGGACGCUGGGUUUGCCUCAGUCGUUUUCCUGAUUGUUUUCUGAUCUUUUCCACAGAGACGACCCCUGUCAACUCACAGGUAAAGACAUUAUUCAAGUGGGGGAGGUGUUGUGAAGAUAUCUUUUUGUUUCGUUCUCACUUUCCACAGUUAAGCUGGAUGUGUUACUCUUAUUAAGACUUCUGAAUGGUACCAAAGUCUGCCCUACUCUUCUAAGCUUGUAAACCCACAAAGGCCCGGAAGGAAUUUCCAACACAUGAAUCACAUGAAAUGAUAAAAAUACCCACAAAUAUUUGAUUGAAUAACCAAGACUCAAAGUCCAGCUUCAUUGCUCUAUCCUAGUGACCCUGAACAGAGAGCCAAUAUUCCUGUCCUGAGAAAACCCUGAAACUUCUGGUGUCUUCAGAUCUGGUGUGAAUUUCCUGAUACUUUCAGACAGUCACUUUAAAGGAACACAUUAAUCCAUCGAACUGCAACUUGACAUGAUAGCAGAAGGGAUGAUGUCAAGAUGGUUAGGGUAGUUUUGUGUUUUUUAAUGUUCCAAUAUGCCACUUCAUCUCCACACAUAGAAACCUGCUAAAAACAUUUGAUAUCUUCCUGAUUCUAAUCCAAUCAUGUUUCAAUGUGAGGUCAAGGUUAUUUCUUUACUAAAAGUAAAAUUGCUGUGCACUCAGAAAAGUCUGACCAUUGUCUACUUGAAAAAAUUAAUUAAACUUUAAUUAAAAACUAUUGAUUUAAUUAAGUCAAUUUAAACAAUUUGGCACAACUUGUCUUAGGUGGAGAAACACGUGUACAGCAAUAUAAACCAAAUAGUUUCCAUUGAGUAGCAUUUCUUAAUUUUUGAACAUUGUUGACUUAACUGGUUAAUAUAAUUACAUUUAACUCAGUGUUUUUUAGCUGAUAUUAUUUAAACAAAAAUGAGUAAAAUGCAAUGAUUCAAAUGAGUUUAGAUCAACAUAAUAAUAUAUCAAACUGCACACAGUCAUUUUAUUUACAUAUACGUUACUGGUAUUUAUUUUGUAAAUAUUAAUUUAGCCCAGUCACACUUUUUAGAGUGUGUUUCCCUCUCUUUUAGCACCUCGGGGUUCCUUCAGGGCGAGAGCAGCAUGACUUAACAUCGCAGGAUAAGGAGGUGGGAUCGACAGAUUCACUCACUGUCGCACAUGUAUUGAUAAAUUAUUUGAUAUUUACUAAUGAAAGACUGAUUUAAAAAAACUUUUGUAGAGGAGUGUGUUUCAAAGAAUAAAGGCACUCAGAUAUUAAAAAGACAGAUUGGUUUGCAUGCAGCUAAAUAUACAGUACAUUUAUGUAAAAAGAAACUGUUGGAUGAGGGGCCACGUAAUUUGGAAAAUUUAUUCACAAUCCUUUUAAAAUUGAUUUUAGAAGAUUUCAAUCAACCUUUGACCUUUCUCUCUGAAAAACCGUUUUGUCAGGAUUUUGAUUUGGACACUAUAUAUAAAAUGUACAUAAUCUAAACCAGCUGCUUGGCUUAUCUUCAUGUUAGCAUGGUAGUGUUAGCAUUUAGCUCACAUCCCUGCAGUGUCUCAGUGCAGCCUGCUAAAGCUGCUUGUGUGGCUAAUUUGGAUCUAAUUUUUUAGAGUUUAGUGUUUGAUAAAAGUGCUAAAUAAUAUAUUUUAGAUAUUAUAAUGAUCAAUAAAUGAUGAUUAUGAUCACAGCAUGUUAUUUAUACUGGUUGUUGUCUUUCCAGCCUCAGGGAAACAGACUGUUGGUGGACUGGAAGCCAGCAGAGAAGAGGAAAGUGUCCUCUGGGACUCUAACACCACGUUUUGCCGUUCAGAAGGAGAACUGUGAUCCCUCUUUAAAUAAGACUACUUCAGCACACAGUAAAGCUGAAGAAGGAGCUGGUCCAGGAAGAAACCUCAACCAGGCCCCCGCCACAGGCGUGGCCAAGCCCGUCCCCAGACCCCCUACUCAGCUAGCCCCCUGUACAGCAGAGAUCAAGACGAUUGGGGCCUUCCCUCCGCUGAUGAGGGCUGUGUCCUGGGACUCUGUGGGCAGUUUGAAUUCGAGAAGCGGCGCUCCGAGUUUCCCUCCUACACUUGAGGAAAAUCUCUCUGAAAAUCCUAGGGAUGCUGUGUUCAAGACUUCGGGGUACAAGGACCUCCCUGGACAGCCUGGGGGCAUGCACAAACUUUCUAAACUCAAAGAGGUGACACGUGUUUUUCAGAUGUUUUUGUUUUCAGUCAGAUCUUCCCAAACAUGGGAGAUAGGAAAUAUCCUAAUGUUUGUGCUUUGUGUGUACAGGAGCACAAGCUGAUGCGUAACCAAAGCAUAGUGGGAUCCAAGUUACCGGACUUGAGUGAAGCUGCUGAACAGGAAAAAGGUAAGAGUCAUUGUUUGCUCUCUCGUUCCUGUGAGACUGAGACAUUCAGAAACGCUGCAUGGGUGUGCACUUCCUAAAUCUCAGGGAAAAUCUGUUCCACUCGCAAAAUAAUGAUGAGAUGUUCCUGAUGCGUUUCCCUCAAUGCCACCCAUUUACUGGCAAUCCCAUAACAGGGAAACAAAUGCUGUUUUACUUUUCCAUCAGUAGAUGGCAUGAUUGUUGAAUCAUGUGAGCCAAAGAUGUCCUGUGGAAGAUGUAAUCGGGGCCUUAUGUUUUAUUUUCUGAAAAGGACAGUGAAGUAGAAGUAGACUCUCAACUUGGUGGCAGCUACACUCAAGUUCAACCAGAUAAUCAGUGCACAAUCAAGACAGUUUUGUGAGAAAUACAUCUCUAGUUCAUUAAACAUUCAGGAUUUAAAGACUCUAAAGCCAGACAGAAAACAGCUUCCUCUUUUUAAAACAAAAAUAAUUUUCUAAUACCAAAUAAAAAGAAAAACAUUGCACUAAAAUAGGUCUGUUCUUUCACAAAUUUGAAUAUAUGCAAACAACACUUGUCAACAGUAAAGCAGUUUGCUCUUCUGCACAUUUUGUGAUGCAUCUAACACUUUGCAUGUGCUUUGUAAAUCGGGAAAUGUCUGUUCGGUUCAAGUUUAGCAGCUAAAGCCACACAAAGACACUUUUGUGAACCAGACUGUAAAAGUUUUGUAGGUACCCACUGAGCAUUUUUUGGUCUAAAAGAGGUCUUAAUGUAGCCGAGCUCAACAGCUAUCAUAAUUAUUUUGCUUAAGUACUUGGAAAUCAGUUAUGCAACUCACAGUUGCUUAUUGAAAUAAAUAGUUAUCAAAUAAUGGGUUAAAGUGCAACGUCUAAAUUCCGUCUAAAAUUUACAGAAUCUAGACGGUUGAAAUUAGGUCUAAAAAAAAAAAACUAGACGUCUUGUAGCCGUCCAUUGCUCAGUGGGUAUUGCUUAUUAAAAGUAAUUGACAUAAAAAGAUAAUUUCUCCUCACUAAGCAGCUGACUUAUAUUCCUGUCAUCCUAUAUUAAAGUAUUUUAAUUUCAGGGAAGUUACAAGUUUUUACUCAGCAGCAUGUGUUUUUCUUUUUUACAGACUUUGACAAAAAUGGAUUUAGAUUUCUGUAUAUUCUGUUUUGGUCUUAUGUACAGUACAAAACAAUGUGUCUGCAGGUCCACCACCUUCAACGAACUCAGAGGAAGCAAAGGAGAGGUCUGACGCCAUGCCAAACAUUUCUGAUGUGAUGCUGAGAAAACUCAAACUCCAUCGCGGUCUACCAGGCUGGUGCGUAACAAAACACUGGCUGCUAAUGUUAACAGUCAACAUUAAUCUUUUCUUCUACCUACAUUUUUCUGCCUUAUCUUAAAAGUAACCCAUUUUACAUAAUAACUGUUUAAACCGUGUAUGACCAUCACUGACCUUACUAACAGCUCCUAUUUGAUAUCGUUCCAGUGCGCCCCAACUCACUGAAAAAGAAGUUGAGGUUGGUAUCUGAACUUCAACACCAAUUUUAUUUUUAUUUGUGGCAAAGUUUAGAUUUGUGACUUUUUUACAAAGGAGGAUUAGGGCCACAUGAAGAGAAAAAAAAAAUAUUUACAGGAAGGAGAUUUAAGUCGAAAUUUCAACAUUUAAAUUGAAAUUUCGAGAUUAAAAAGAUCAAAAUUAUGUCAAUAAAGUUGAACUUUUGAGAUCAAAAAAUUGAAAUUUUGAGAUUAAAGCCGAAAUUUCGAGAUCAUGACAUGUAAACAAUGUCUAAAUUUCGUAAUUAAGAAAUGUUGUGAAUAACGUUGAAAUUUCAAGAUUAGAAAGUUGAAAAUUUGAGAUCAAAGUUGACAUGAAUAAAGUUGAAAUUACGACUUUUUUAAAUUUUGGACUUUAAUCUCGAAAUUUCGACUCUAAUCUUGAAAUGGACGUUAAAAAAAAUCUCCCUCCUGUAAUAAUUUUUCUUUCUUCUUGUGUCCCUUAUCCUCUUUUGUACUUUUGUUGUGCAUGCUAAGCUUGAUUUCUUUUCUUCUGGGGUGUUUUGUAGAUACUUUUCUGCUUUUUAAAAGAAUCAUAUCACUGAUUGGAGACAUUGGAAAUAAUAAAGUUGAGAAGACAGUUUAGUGGUGAUUAAAGCCUGAAUAAUGAUGAGACUCAUGCAGACACACCAAAAAAACAAACCUGGAAUUGUUAAAGAGCAAUAAAAAAUGACUUCCCACUGUGCUUACCUUUCCAAACAAAACACAAGAUAAGAGAUAAGACAUUCUUUUAAUAGGCCCAUGGGGGGAAAUUCCAAAUUCCAUGUUGAGUUUAAUAUUCUCUCUUUACUUUCAAAGAACUCCACGGUAAUGAUUAACCUUGUGUAGGAGUCGUCAUGUAAAAGGUUAUAAAACAGCCCACCAGCAGAAAUACGUGCAGAGUAAACUGUACUCAGACAUUACAGUUCCCCUUGUAUGUAUUGUUCCCCUUGGUGCUUAACAUUUGCCACGUGCAGACCUGUGUUUAUAAUAACCUGUUUUGUUACCUAAGAAGUUAAUUACACAGUCGUAAAAGCUGUUUUUCUGUUCCUGAUCAGACCAAAGAGACUCAGAGUGAUUUCCUGUGGAGAAAAUGUAAACAUAAGUGACGCUGAAAGGCUGGGGCUGAAGCCCUUCUGGCUGCUCCCUUGGGUGUGUGUGUAUCAGGACAGUCAGAGAGGUCGUAUAUUUCCUCUAAACUGCAGCCCGUGAGUGUUGGAAAAAUGUGCAGACUGGCUUUGAUCAACACAGCACAACACCAGGAGGUCAAUGCUAUAAUCACAGCUUGUUCCCAAGGCUGCUUGAUUCUCCGUCACGUUACCCAAUAAAAAUACAUUUCAGCAUUACAUAAUUAAUGCUGUGUGUGCAUGUGCGGAGCUGUGGGAGAGUUUUCCAUGGAUCCUGCUGAGUUUAUGUGUUGCCAUCACCGGCAGAUCUGCGGUAUUUAAUGUGCUGUUAAGCGUGCCAUUCUGCGUGUUAUAUUGUUGCAUCUUCCUUCCUGCAGAAUGCAUUUGUGCAGCUGUCUCUGGCAUUUCGUAACGACAACUACACUCUGGAGAUGCGGCUCAAACAGUCAGAGAGGGAGAGGAAUCUGACUGAGGAAGACACUGAGAAAGAGCUGGAGGAGUUCAAAAGAGCGCUGAAGGUCAGUCCUGGAAAACAUCAGCUGUUAUGGGAUACAUUCACUUGAAAAAAAAUAGCUCCCUCUGGCUCUUUAGUGCUCGUUCAUCUGCUCAGUGUUUCCUGGAAGCGUCACACAGUAAAUAUUUAUCUCAUCCGACUCCAAGUCCAGGUUUAAUAGGACCAAUGAUGCACAGUUUGUUUUCAGGAGAGAGUUGUACGACGAUGUUGUUUGUUGAUAUCUGCAGAUGACUGCGCCACAGUGGCAGAAUCUGGAGCAGCGUGAGUCCUACCAGCGUCUCAUCGAGACUCUGUCAGUGCUGCACCGACUGGCAACACGGCUCUCCAGCAGGGCGGAGAUAGUGGGAGCAGUUCGACAGGUGAAGUUAAACAAUCUGAAAACAUUAAAAACUGACAAUGAUGGAAAAAGAGCGCUGCACUAUGUGACAGAUCUUUAAAGAGGUGCUGUUUUCUCUGGGAUACUGUCAUCAUGGGGCCUCUUGAGAGUUUGACAGCUAUCUAAAAAUAAUGAUUGCUUAUCUGAUGUCACAGCAAACUCCUGCUAGCCAAGGCAAACAUCAGUUAUCGGGCACAUUUACAUUUUUUCGCUGCCCAACUGUCCGUCAGUAUUCCCAAGCCGUGUAGAUAAAUUCCUGGGUUUUCUUUGUACUGUUGCCAUUUAUUUUGAUAAAAGCUCAAUUAUGAGGCUCCCAAGAAUUGAUGAACAUCUCUAAAAGGACAUUUUUGGUCCGGUUCCCAGUUGUAUUAAGAUGGCAUGCAACUGCUUUGAUGUUAAUGCUGCAUUUCCAGCUCAGGAAUGUAAAAUGAAAGUAUAAAGUUGGGAGUGAAUAAAGUUUUUGCCGCCACAAGAACAAGGGUCUUAAUAAAAUCAGUGGAAUUUAACACAAUAUAAUGUGUUAUAACUGUUAACAACUCACUGACAAUGCCCACAUAGAUAAUGCAAUGCAACUGUUGUUAACGGUUAUAAAACAUUAUGGUAACCCUGUCUUUUACGGUACACUUAUUAACAGAUAAUUAACAGGUAAUUACCUAGUAACAACAUGAAAUUAUCUGGUAAUUACACGAUAACUACUAAGUCAAUACUGUCUAGCUACCAGGUAGGUAACCUUCCAUCAUCAUACAAAUUUGAAGCCGAGUUGCUCUGGUAUUUCCAGGAUUUUCUUUGCUUCCUGGAACCACCUCUUGCACAGUAGCAUUGUACGCAUUCGGCGGGUGAGUCGCUGUGAUAAUGCUCGGCUCAAACGGCGUAUCGCUACGCAAUCUUCGCACGCCCAUAGGCUGCAUCAAGUGGCAAUCAUAGAAAAUAAGAACCCCAAAUAGCUUUUGAAAAUAGAGCUGCACAGAAAAAAGAAAAAAAGAAAAAACUAGACAGUAUCGACUUAGUAGUUAUCAUGUAAUUACCAGAUAAUUUCAUGUUGUUUCUAGGUAAUUACCUGUUAAUUACCUGUUAAUAAGUGUACCGUAAAAGAAAGGGUUACCAACAUUAUCAUACCUGAGCUUGUAAGUCAUGAUAAAAUGCUUUAUAAUGUGUUAUGCUUAUUACAUUAAAGUAUUAUGAACAUUUAUGAGUGUUUAUAACUACAGUUUUACAGUGCUAAAAUAUGAUUAUAACACAAUAUACAUGUAUUUAUAAUGCGUUAUUGAAAUAGCUGUCAAAUAAAGUGUUCCCGAUCUCACUCCCACUGCAGUUGUUUAUACACAUAGACUUUGAUAAAUGAUGCAGCAUAUCUUAAUUCCAAAUCUCAGUUUUUUAUACUAUAUUUCCACCCGGAUAGACAAAGAUAAAGCUUAAACUCUGCAAACAAUCCCUUCAAAAUUGUUUGGUUGGUAAAUUAAAUGUACGUGAAACAAUUUCCUCAGUAAAAUGUUGCAUUGGUCUGGUAUCUAUGUUCCAAAACUUGUUUCAGUGCUCCUACAAUGAUGAGCCGAGCUAUAAAGUUUCUUAAAAGUCAGUUUUCGAGCAGUAGAAGUUACUGUUCCAGUGCACAAAUUUUAAAUUGACUGAUCUUCAUUCUGCAACAGGAGAAACGUAUGAACAAGGCCACUGAGGUCAUGAUGCAGUAUGUGGAGAACCUGAAGAGGACGUAUGAGAAGGACCAUGCAGAGCUGAUGGAGUUUAAGAAACUGGCCAACCAGAACUCGAAUCGCUGUCAUGGAGGCUCUGUGGACACAGGAGGUGAGAACCGACACACUGACAACAACACAUGGAGGAAAUCGAGUGAAACUCAGCCAACCUGAUUACAUUUCUCUGCCUGUCAUUUAUAGAUGAUGGCGUUCCACGGCCUUCAAGGUCAAUGUCACUCACUCUUGGAAAGGUAGGCACUGUUUUGAAGAAGGAUGUUUUCAUUUAUCUGGCCUAUUAAUUAAAACUAGUGAAAAAUCGCUUACAAAGUAAAUGCUGUGCUAACCCAAUUUUCCUCUCUUGUUUUUCACACUCUUGCACACCCUAUGUCCUCUAUAGGCUCUACCCAGGCGUAGGGUAAGCGUCGCAGUGGUGCCGAAGUUUAACCUCCUGAACAUCCCCGGUCAGACCCCGGCUACAGCAGGUCCGGGUCCCAGCACAGGACCAAACACGGGACCCACAGCUGGUGGUGCUCUUCCUGUCCUGGUAGGUCUUCCUGUCCUGUCAGGAAAUUAUGGAGAAGAACAUAUGAAGGAUUUGAUGCAUCACCAUUCACUCCAGGACACUAAAAGUACAGAAGGGUUCACUUUGAGGACAUCAGAUAACUCUUUUCUUGUUUUUAUGACCCUCCAUCUCACACCUCUGUUCUAUCAUAAUAUUAAAAUAUUCAAUACGUGUUAAAAGUUGAACGUGUCAGCUGUAAGCAGUGGAGAAACUGAGUUCACACAAACAAGCUCUGUAUCUAUUUUAACACUUUUAUUCGCACAAAAUUAAGAACUGGUGUUUUUUAAGGUGCGACCACAAAAGUUACUGCAUUUAAAAAAUGUCCAAACUGUAAUGUUUGUGUCAUGAGAUUGACUGUACAUGUGGAGGGCUUCAUUUCCUGUGGAGCCAAAUAGGUGCUGACAAAAGACUGUGAGACAAAACACACAAUAAACAUUUAAGGUACCCCAGAACAGUCCACACGAGGUUUAUAGCAGACACACAAGGUUAUUACGUUUUUUUUGUCAUUGUUCAUUACUUUUUCCUCAACAUUUUUUUUCUAGUGUGUGAAUUUUAGCAAAAAAUCACAGCAGGAGUCACAUUUGUCAACAUAACUGUCAGACUAACUAACCAACUAACUCCUUUUUAGCAAAAACUUCUUUGACAUGGAUUUUCAUUGACUAAUUUGACCCUAGUUUGAUGAGUCUAUUGUAAAAGGAGAGGUGGGCUUUCAACCCUCUGCAGCCAGUCAUUACAGAGAGCUCCAAAAGUCUUUGAUUCAUUUAGGUUAGCUCUCACACAGUCAGUUUUUUUACACAGUGUUGGAGUGAAAGACAUAAAAAGUCACAUCCUGUAGUAUGUUGUCUUUAAAGUUGCUUCUUUUGUCCUUCUAACCCAUUACACACUUGUACUUUCACCUCUAAGACAGGACUUGCAUUAAGUAUUGCUGCUUUGGUACUUUUAUUGGAGUAAAAAGUAAUUAUAAAUUUGAUAAUAGUCAACAUUUUUAGAAGACUGCAUCACAUCUCUCCAAUUUUAGCCUCCCUUCACUGACAUACUGUCAGUUUUAGAACUGAUUUUAAGAUUUUAUUGAUUAGCACUCGAGGGACUUGCUCCAAGCUACAUUUCAGAGCUUUGGUACCAUAUGAGCCAACUCGCAGCCUCAGAUCCUCUGGCGAAGGCCUCCUGGUCGUUCCAAAGUCAAGGCUCAAAAUUAAAGGUGAUAGAGCUUUUUCCAUCAGAGCUCCUCGACUUUGAAACGACCUGCAGAGACAGUCGCUUCUUUUAAGUCAAUCUUAAAAACUCACUUUUACAGACUUGCUUUUAGGCGAUGUUGUCAUUUAUCUUGUAUCUCUUUUUCUCUGUCUUAUGUCAGCUUUACUGUCUUUUUAGCUUUUGUUAUACUUACAUAAUUUAUGUUUUUAUUUUGGUCCUCAUGGUCUUGUUUUAUGUUGCAGGGUUCUUGUUUUGUCUGGGUUUCUUAUGCCAAAUGAAAAUGGCCUUUAAUUCUGAGACUUUGUUUUAACUGAGCUUUUUGUUUUUAUUUGUUUUUAUUCCGUGUGCCAAUUUUCUGUGCUUUAUGACCAUUUUUUUAACCUCUGUUUUUAAAAGUGCUAUAAAAAUAAAGUUAUUCUAAUUAUUUUUCUCUGCAGAGUGAAGGGAAUGAUGUGAAAGCUAACACUCCAACAGAGACAGCACAACAAGCCACAGAAAGGUAGGCUUCAUGCACAUGGUGUGUUUUGCUCAAACACACACACACACACUCAUACACACAAAGUCCAUGUACAGUAUGUACACAUACCAUGAUUUCCAAGGUCAUCCCACAGUCCUUGAAACAAUGGGCCUAAAGCUGCAAUCGCUCUUAUCAAAAAUGUUUUGUGCUGCAGAGGGACCUUUGGCUUGUUUGUGUGACCUUCAGGAUGUGUUGUGCAGAGCAGAGAAAGCCCCUACGAGGUUAAAACUAACCCUGAGUGCAUGAAAAAUAAUCAAACCCUGCUGCAGCUGAUAGAUAUGCUACUCUGGGUCUUACUCUAAAUAUUUGUGAAAGUAUUUGACAAAGUCCAGGCACCAGACUCCAAUCAAAUCCUCGACAUAAAGUGGACAGGGUGGAGCUCUUAGACGUCUGAGGCUUAUUUUUUUGUAACCAGAAUGAAAAAAAUAAAUAAUAAAAGUGACAGCCCUGUUUUUUUGUGAUGGUACCGAGCCUGGGACAGCGUCCUUAGACUGGCAAUUUUUCCAUGAGCAGACAAAGCCGGGGUGUUGUGAUGGAAUCAACAUGGAAUCAGUUUUAUUACCUCUGCUGUGAUUGUGAUGGUGUCCAAGGCUGACUGUUCUUUCCAAUCUGAAACAAUGCAGUGGAAAGAGUGUGUCGGAGCAGGAAAGUGAGCCAGCCAAACCUACAGUCAACCUCGAGGAGAUCAGAGCAGAGAUCAGAGCCGAGCUGAAGGCAAAGAUCGAGGAGGAGGCGUACAAUAAAGGGUGAAGCCUUCUCUCUUCUAUUCCUGCUGUGAAUCCAAACACAAACUCAGUGAUGGCAGCAGUUUAAGUUUGUUUCAUGUGUUAGUUUUCAAUGUAUUGCCAAGUGACUUAAGACUAAUAAUAAAAUGUUGAUGAUUUCUCACUAUCCUCAGACCAUGCUGGUAAAUUUAAACCUUCUUAUUUGCAGCUACCAAGAGGGGCUGAAGCAAAGUAAAGUACUCCAGGAGGAGAAACAUGAGGAAGAAAUCGCUGCAGAGAAAUUACUGGAUAUGAAAAAUAAGGAUGAAGAGAGUGGAAAGAAAAUAAAGACAAGCAGGUGAACUAAAUCUACUGUUUCACAAAAGAAAGAAAUGGGGAAGCAUGUUUCUGAGUUUAUCUAGACUAUAUAAGUAGACUAAAUGACCCAGAGUCUGAUCCACAUCACACAAAUCAACCUCAACAAGCAGUAUGUGGCACGUAUCAAAGUUUCAGUUUAAGCAUUAAAGAGACUGGAUUUAUGGUCCUAAACACUUGAGAGAAGAUUUUUAAGUUUAGAAAUUGUUUUUAUAAGAGCUAGCCAAACUUGAUGAAAAAUGUACACUCUUGUAGGUGGUUGGAAAAUGUUCAUAAUCACAUAUUUGAGUGGGAGAAAACAACAUCUGAUAAUUUGAGAUGCAUUAUUUGAUCCCUGUUCAUUAAUUAUGAAAUGUUUUGAUGGCUUUCUUUUUUAGAUCUAAUACUUUUGUGUUUUGUGUGUUUAGUUUUGUCCUGUAUUAAUUAUAGUGCCCUCCUGUGGACAAAAUGAUACUCAUUACCUCUCAUCCUGCAAAUGUGAAUACAGUCUUUUUGGACAUAAACUUCACCCACUCGUCUUUUUAACAGUGAAAUAUAUCACUUUCUGGAUUUGCCAUUCAAAAGUUGCUGCUGUCAAAUAAAUCAACUAGCCCCCUCUUCGUUAGUUUCAGGCAUCAGCAAUUCACAUCAGAGGCAUCAGUGUCACUAUCAGCUAUAAGAAAAGAGAAGAUAUUCCUCAAUUAUUUUAUUAUUAUACGUGUGUGCAUGUUUGAGUAUUUGCAUGUGUGACGCUCUGAUUGUGUUUACGCAGACCAGGGUUAAAUGAAUUGUUAAAUGUCUAUAAAUGUAAACAUGUAUCUGUAAACAGCUGUGAAAAUAUCCGAUCCUUACUGUGUGAGGUGAUUUUCUCCACAGGAGGAUGGAGGAGUUCCUCGUCCACGUUGGUCGGGUUUGUCCCAAGAUUCCCGUGAGUCGGCGACUGGUCUUGAUUGCGCUGACGCUGUUUGUGGUGAUGUGUCUGGUUAUCAGUAUUUUCACCUUCUUCAGCGACAAAUACAACAGACGAGAGGACACAUAGGUAGAGGAGGAGUUUGUACAAGAGGACACGAAGACAUUUGAAUGAAGUUUGCAACCAAAGAACCCCAGAAGACAAUAAGAGGGACUGUGAAGGAUCUCUGUGUUUUUUCUCCAGUUUACCAUGUCUCCACACUUGAAUCUGUGCCCUCAUCUCUUGAGGGUCAAAGACACUUUUUGGAGGUUUUAUGAGAAUGUUGCCUUUGUCAUGAGUCACAGCUUUAAGUUAUGAUUUUGUUUGAAUUGUAAAAUUGAAAGUUGGGCAUAAAAAAAAAGAAGGUUUUUGUCUAGGGACCAACACUUUUCAUUUAGUAACGCAAUAAAAGAAGUGAAUAUUUAUCUACACUUUAGGGUUAAUAUAUAAUCUCUCAGGUCAAAUAGCUAUUAAAACCCACGAGAGAUUUUCGAAGUCAUAUUUAAAGAUACUGAAAAGAAGUUUAGGUUUGAAAAUGUGUAUUUAACUACUUUAAAAUAUAAGCACAUUCCAAAGUUGUUCCUGAAGUGCAAUAAUAUUUGCAGGUAGUGGUUUCCUGGUUUGUCUUAAGAGCACUGAGAGAUUGUCUUGAUGUAUAAGAGCACUUUUUAGACGACCUAUUUUAAUCGUAGCACAUGUGUGCCUUUCUGUGUUGUUUGUUCUCUGUAGAUUUUAUGCCUGACACUCCACCUUUGAUUAAAGGUGCCUGAAAACAAA